AGUUCCCGCAGUUUUCACAUCAACUUAACCAUUUUCACAAUUUUCACUUUUUCUGUUACCUUCGUAUAAUACUAUAUUUAGUACCAUUACCCAUCACUCUUUCACCACCAAACAUCUGCACAUCCUCUCUGUUCUCUCUCUCUCUCUUUCUCACUCUCCAAGAAAACAAUCACAAAAUGUCAGUCAACCAUUACUCAAACACUCUCUCGUCGCACAAUCACCACAACGACCACAAAGAGUCUUUGUUCGAGAAGUCACUCACACCAAGCGACGUCGGAAAGCUAAACCGUUUAGUCAUACCAAAACAACACGCCGAGAGAUACCUCCCUCUCAAUAAUUGCGGCGGCGGCGACGACGUGACGGAGUCGACGGAGAAAGGGGUGCUUCUCAGCUUCGAGGAUGAGUCGGGAAAGUCUUGGAAAUUCAGAUACUCAUAUUGGAACAGUAGUCAAAGCUACGUGUUGACCAAAGGGUGGAGCAGGUACGUCAAAGACAAGCACCUCAACGCAGGGGACGUCGUUUUAUUUCAACGGCACCGUUUUGAUAUUCAUAGACUCUUCAUUGGCUGGAGGAGACGCGGAGAGACUUCUUCCUCUUCUGCCGUCUCCGCCGUGUCUCAAGAUCCUCGAGCUAACACGACGGCGUUCUGGAACGGUUUGACUACACCUUAUCGUCAAGUGCACGCGUCAACUAGUUCUUACCCCAACAACAUCCACCAAGGGUAUUCACAUUAUGGCCCUGUUGCUGAGACACCGACGGUAGUUGCAGGGAGCUCGAGGACGGUGAGGCUAUUUGGAGUUAACCUUGAAUGUCACAGUGACGUUGUCGAGCCACCACCGUGUCCUGACGCCUACAACGGCCAACACAUUUACUAUUACUCAACUCCACAUCCCAUGAAUAUCUCAUUUGCUGGAGAAGCAAUGGAGCAGGUAGGAGAUGGACGAGGUUGAUAAUCAUCCAAAAAGAAGUGACAGCCUUAGUUUUAACUUUAGAUUAUGAGCGCCUCCAUACUUGACCCAAUUGUCAUAGAUAAAACACAAAAAGGAGGAGAAUUAAUAAAUAUCCGUCAUUUAGUUA
This is a messenger RNA of Brassica oleracea var. oleracea, 1077 nucleotides long. Its product is annotated as B3 domain-containing protein At3g11580-like. Lineage: Eukaryota; Viridiplantae; Streptophyta; Magnoliopsida; Brassicales; Brassicaceae. Gene Ontology annotation, molecular function: DNA binding; DNA-binding transcription factor activity. The transcript has 3 exons. The coding region runs from base 177 to 950 and encodes 257 amino acids. The record is from RefSeq and is a predicted model, not a curated record.